GACAAUCCUUUUUCGAAAUUUGAUAGAUGAUGUCCUAUUGUUAAUAAAGAAAAUUAAAAAAAAAACUUUAUCUUGUGAUCUGAUAAAAUUUUAAAUAUAUAAUAUUGGAUUGGAAAUAUAAUACCCGACUUCUACAAAAGAAUAUUUAUAAGAAGAGGACACAUGGUAGAAAGUUUGAAAAAUUGCCUCUUCGAUAAAAACCAUGGGUUGAGCUUUGAUAUUGAAAACUAUGAACAUGUAUCGGUCAGGAAACGUAGAAUGCACGUUGAAAAGAUUAUAGAAAGCCUAAACCUGAAAAAGCACCCAAAAGAAAAUGGGUAUUCAAAAGAAAUAUUCAGAUCCAAAUUAUACGUAGAUUAUCCUCCAUCGAACGAAAAAAGAAAUUUUUGCGCCGGAUUAUAUUACCUCUUGUCAGGGCGGGAUUAUUCGCCUUGGCAUCGACUAAAAAAUUCUGAAUCUCUAUGGAUGUAUCAUUCCGGAUCCACUUUAAAUAUUUACAUGCUUUCAAUCGAGGGUGAAUUUGUAUUGAAAAAAUUGGGUAAUAAGAUGGCUACCAGAGACCCCCUAGCAAAUUACCAGGUUUAUAUUCCAGCAAAUAUUUGGUUCGCAUGUGAGGUUGAGGAUAAGACAAGUUAUUGCCUGGCUACUAUUACUAUCUCACCAAGCUAUGAGGAGGAGGAAUUUGAAAUGAGUUCUCAAGAAGAACUAUAUAAACUUUAUCCGAAACAAAAAGAGUUGAUCCAAAGGUUCUUCAGGACAACACCAAUGAUAUUAGAUAAAUCAGAGAGUUUGCUAGAUCCGGAAGAAUUUAAUGAACAAAAUUGCCUGGAAAUGCAGAAUGGUGUCAAAGAAAAGGACGAAGACAUUCUAACCAUGCAAAACGUGGAUUCUAAUUAUGAUUCUCACGAAUCAAGCCUAUACAAUGGAGAACCUAGAUCAAAUGGAAUAAGUCACGUUGAAGAUGACACGUCGCAUAUAUCACUAAAUGGAAAAUUCAACGGUAUAUCACCUAAAUGUUCUAAUGAUAAAGAAAUCGAUAGUAAUGUUUUCCAAUUCACAAGCCAACAAGAGGAUGAUGGAAUAGAAGAGCUAGAUGAACCAUUAAAGAGUGAAGAAACAUCUGAUUCCCGUCUAACGAGAUAACAUAGACUUUGAUAAGCCUAAAUAUGUUAAAGGGGUUAAAAUGACUUCUCAGAUUAACCGCUGAUCUUAAUAAUAUUAUGAAGGGGUAGAUUAUACAAUAUGAAUAUAAACCUUACAUGAAAUAUACAUAUUUACUUUCGUAAUAAGUUAUUAAUUAAAUUACUAAUUAAACGUUAAUAAAUAUAUGUUAAACAUUUUUAUUUAAUUAUUAUAUGGUAGUAAUAUAAAAUUUACACUUUUAACUAAUUAUUCAGAUAUAUCCGCUUUGUCUGUAAAUAAAUAUAUAAUCAAAUUAUAUUAAUCAAAUAAUACAUUUUAUUUUAUUACACGAACUUUAUGAUUUAUUUGUUGAAAAACUCGAAAUUUUUUUAAUAUAACGCGCGUGACAUUAUUAGCCUUUAAAAGUUCUUAAAUGUACCAAGGCCAAGGUUUUGUAAAAAAUUAUAUUAUAUUUAGGCCCGAUCCGGAUCGGGAUUGUUUUUUAAAAUCGAAUUAUGUCCAAAAUUUUACCCUAACUCUCUCAA
Gordionus sp. m RMFG-2023 is the source of this 1667-nucleotide messenger RNA. RefSeq lists its product as uncharacterized. The record is from RefSeq and is a predicted model, not a curated record. The transcript is spliced from 6 exons. Gene Ontology annotation, cellular component: intracellular anatomical structure. The coding region runs from base 163 to 1143 and encodes 326 amino acids. NCBI's taxonomy places the organism in Eukaryota, Metazoa, Nematomorpha, Gordioida, Chordodea, Parachordodidae.